AUGGCUUCUCAUCCAACCCUCAUCCACAACAAAACCAAUGAAUCAUCCUCAUCAUCCUCUUCUGAUGAACCACACCACUCCUAUCCAAGGACCAUGAGAGCUCACCUUGUUGAGAAUUAUUGCGAUCAUCCCGAUUUCAUUCUGAAACAAGACUUCCCUGUUCCACCUCUCCUUUCAGACACUCAACUCUUGGUUCAUCUGAAAGCCUUUUCUCUCAAUCCAGCAGAUUAUAAAACUCGAAACGGAUGUGCCAAACUGCUCUUUCCAUUACGUUUUCCGGCUGUAUUGGGCAAAGAUGGAUCUGGGCAAGUGGUUGCUACAGGUUCCAAGGUGCUAAAAUUCAAACCAGGUGAUUCCAUCGUCGGUUGUCAGAGUGGCAAUCGUUCGGGAACGUUUGCAGAAUUUGCUGUCUUUGAGGAAAGUGAAUGCACGUUGAAACCAAAGGAACUCUCUCAUGUACAGGCAAGUGCUUUCCCAACAGCAGGUUUGACCAUGAUUGAGGCUUUUCGAACACAUCCCGAGAUGGCUCCAAUCAUUGAGAGAGAGUCUCAGAAAUUGCUGAAUGAUGAUCGGAAUCAGUUCAAUGAUGAUGAUUAUCAACAUAAACCCAAUGAAGAACAAGAACGAGAGGAUGAUGAUCAACAUAAACCCAAAUUGAAUAUCAUGAUUAUUGGAGCGAGUGGUGGAAUUGGAUGCAUGAGUCUCAUGUUUGUCAAGAACUUUCUCUCUCGAUUCUUCCGAGUCAAUAAGCUCAUUGCUGUGUGUUCGGGAAAGAAUGAACGAGUGGUCUCAGAGUUGGGAGCAAAUGUGGUGAUUGAUUACAUGAAAACAAGUGCCCGUCAUGGACCUCAGACGAUUCAUGACGAGGGAGAAGUUAAUGAUGAUGAAAAUUCGAGAUUGCCAAGUGUGUGUCAACUGCUUCGUAAGGAACAUGGGGUGGAGUUUGUGGACUUUGUUUUGGAUUGUUAUGGUGGAUAUUAUUACUAUGAUGAUGUGUGUAGUCACUUGUCGAAUUCAAAUGUAGUAACUUCAAAUGGAUCCGUGAAACGAACAUUCUUCACUACUGUGAAUCCACCCGGCAUUGACUCAUUGAAUUUCACAAAUCUCCUCAAAAUGGCUUAUUUGAUGUUGAGCACGAAAAUGAAAUCUUGGCUUUCCUAUUCUUAUCCAGUGUUCCAGUUGGCUUCCUUUGAAGCGACUAAUGAAAGAUAUUUCAAAUUAUUACUUGAACAAGUAGCUAUUGCUUCAUGUGAUGCAAAGAAUAUGGAACAGACAAUAAUGGUCGAAAAUCUUCCCCUCACUGUUUACUCGUUUGAUGAAAUUAAGGAAGCACAUGUUGUUCUUGAAUCAAAAAGAGCUGUAGGAAAACUGGUGAUAGAUAUGGAGAAAGAAUGA
Naegleria fowleri is the source of this 1395-nucleotide messenger RNA. RefSeq lists its product as uncharacterized. Bases 1 to 1395 code for a protein of 464 amino acids. Lineage: Eukaryota; Heterolobosea; Eutetramitea; Acrasida; Naegleriidae. The transcript has a single exon. Gene Ontology annotation, molecular function: oxidoreductase activity. Gene Ontology annotation, cellular component: mitochondrion. The record is from RefSeq and is a predicted model, not a curated record.